GCUAAACUAAUCACCGCGCAACAUGAAUAUUAUUCAUGAUUCGUUGGAAUUUGUUUCUCUUAACAAAUAUUUUGGAUGUUAAAUACAGGUCAAUAAAUUAUUUUUAUAACUUUUUGAAUACAGAAGAGAUUUUAUCUUAUCUGAAUAAACAUGUGCGCAUGCAUAGUGGGAGUGUUAAACUGCUGCAUAACAGUAAAGCCCAAAAACUGAUAAGAGAAAGGAAGAAAGCGAAGAUUAAAGCAAACCUGAAAGAUUCAAGAUAUGAUAUAGUGAGGCAAUGUGUCAAAGAAGCCGGUUUCACAGUUGUGGAAAGCGAUGAUCUUAAUGAUGCGUAAGAUGUGAGGUAAAUGCAUUGCAAAAUUAAGGUACUUGAUAUGGAGUGAUAAUUUCCUGCCGCUGGAAAAGCUGAUGUCCUUAAAGCCAUACCAAAGAGUGAAUCAUUUUCCAGGAAUGAUCGAGAUAUGUCGAAAGGAUUUUCUUGCUAAAAACUUUGCAAAAAUGCAAAAAGUUGAACCAAAUGAAUAUAAUUUUAUGCCGAAUACCUGGGUUCUACCACAAGAAUAUGGUUAUUUUCAAAGUUAUGCUAAAAAGUUAUACAGGCAAGGAGCAAAUACUUGUUUCAUUCAAAAACCAGCCAAUGGUGCAAUGGGACAUGGAAUUCGUCUGUAUCGUAACGCAAAUCAAGUUCCUUCAAAUAUCAAUGAUAAUAUAACAUGUGUUAUACAAGAGUAUAUUGACAGUCCUUUACUUAUUGAUGGAUAUAAAUGUGAUUUAAGAGUUUAUGUCUUGAUUACAUCAUGUGAUCCAUUAAGAAUAUUUAUGUAUAAUGAUGGUUUAGUACGAUUAGGCGCUGAGAAAUAUGUUAAACCCAAUGAACCGGAUGGUGAUUCAGUUUAUCGCCAUUUAACCAAUUAUGCUGUAAAUAAACAUCAUGCUGAAUAUAAUCGAUCAGCUGAUGAAAUGUCUGGCAGUAAACGUUCAUUUACAUUUUUCAACAAUUAUAUACGUGAUGUGAAACAGUGCAAUCCAUUGGAUAUAUGGCAAAAAAUACGUGAUCUAAUUGUUAAGACAAUAGCUAUCGCUUUGCCUCAUCUAUUGCAUUCUUAUCGUAUGUGUCGGUAUAAAUCAAAUCAUUUCUCCAAUACAAAAUUACCAAAGGAUUAUUUAAACAAACAGACAGGCAUUAAUAAUGUCAAUGAAAAGUGUUCAAUGUCCAAUGAGUUGAAUAAUGAGUUGAAAUCAAACUUGUCUAAUGUGAAACAGCAGCAACACCACCACCAACAACAACGAAUAAACAAUAAGGAUAGUAGUCAACAUCUAGGCGCAAAUGUAGAACAGUCGACAAAGGCAUCAAAAAGAUAUAGAGAUUCGAAUGAAUAUCUCUCAACAUCAUUUAUUCGUUCAAAUUUAUUCGAAAUUCUAGGCUUUGAUAUUUUGUUAGAUAAAAAUUUAAAUCCAUGGUUGAUUGAGGUGAAUCGUUCACCGAGUUUUAACAGUGACCAGGAAUUGGAUAAACGAGUUAAGCAUGGCCUACUGACGGAUACAUUCCGUUUAUUAAAUAUUAGACCAUCAGAUAAAUCUCGUACAGAGAGACAACAGAAAUUAUCGACAAUAAAACGUUUAUGCAAUCAAUCUACACCAACAACAACAACAAAAAAUCGAUUGAUGAUGAGUAAAGCUCAUAAUGAGGGUAUCCAUAAUAUUCUUAAAGCAUCAUUACCUCAAACGGAAAAUUCAAAAAAUUCUCAACUACCAUUUCCAAAUCAUACAAAAAGUAAUUUUGUCAGGUCAGUUAUUGGUCAGUUUCAAUUGGAGGAGACAAAAUUCAGUUGGAAAAUCAAUUGUUUACGUCAACAAUUACUUUCAAUACGUCAACAAUUAGCCUUAGAAUUCUAUGAACAUCAUAAUAGUGGGAAUUGGCGUCGUAUCUUUCCAACUGAUGAUCCAGCAUUGCAAAAGAAAUAUGCAUCAAUGAUUAUUUCAAAUUUUGGACAAUUUCUUCAUCGUAACAGAGGUGAUCUGUUGGAUGAAAUAAAGACAACCUAUCUAAAUCCAGUUACAGAAGAUGAUAUUUUUAACAAAUUAUCAAAAUUAAUGAAAAGUGAAUUAAAGUCGAAACCAGGAAUAAAUACUGAAGAACAGUUAACUGAAAUCUGGUCACAAUGCAUCGAUAAUUACCCUAUCAGUGAUAAUGAUAUUGAUGAUGUUGAUGACCCGAUAGCAUUCGAUGAUGACAUUGACAUGAAAAAUACUGAUAGUGAUGACUUUUAUUCAUUUGCAAAAAAGAAAGAGGCAGUCAAUAACAUAAAUCAGAAUAAGAUCAUGCUGAUGGAUCAUUUAAAAAACAGGCCGAUCAUCUCUUUGUCAUCACCAUCAUCAUCCUCCUCUCGUAUGAUGAUGAUGAUGAGGAAUACAGCCAUAUCAAAGAGAGGCAUACCAGAUUAUUUAUACACUUAUAUACCUAAAAAUAAUAAACACAAAUCCACCUCUUCAUCAACAUUAUCGUCUAUUCAAUUGUUCAAUGAAAAGUAUAAGCCUAUCAUUGAUGAACAAAUCAAGUUAUCAUUCGGUAGAAGGUAUAAAUCGUGUGAAUUUCAUGCGUUAAAUAAUCAAAUCAAAUCAAAAUGUAAUAAAAGACAAUUCACAAAGAAAAUCACUUCAUCUUCUAAGAUUACUUCUAACAGGAAUAAUAAUUGCCCGCUUAAUGUUUAUUCAUCUUCAUUGGAGCAUUUAAACAACAAUUGGGAUGUUCAAUAUUCAAUGGGUAAAUGUUCGUCAUCACAUCGUAAUAAUAAUAAUAAUAACAAUUCAGAUGAAGAAAAAUCGAUCGAUUUAGAAUCACCAGUAAAUGUAAAAUUGGGAAAGAAUGAAGUGAACAUUUUAUUAGAUUUCGACAAAAAUGAUAAAGAAUUACAAAAUUUUAAAAUAACAACCUCAUAUCAUUCAAACAAGCUGUUCAGUGAUCAUCUAUGCUAAAACGUAAAUGUUCUCUGCCAAUAAUUCAUUGGGAUUGUUGUACAUUGAACAAUUUGCUACCGCCAUCAUUCCGUGAUACAUUAAAACAAACAACACGUCAAAAGCUAGUUCAAUGUUUACAGCAUUUUGAAGAGAUGAUACAAAAUCAAAUGAAUUUAAGUCAUUAUUAUUCAUGUAUAAAUAUUUUCGCUAAUGAAAUGAUGGUGAUGUUACCAAAUAAUAAUGUUGAGGAAUUAAAUUUAAAAGUAUUAUCAUUAUUUGAUAAAGGAGAUCUAUUACAAUUUUUCAAUGUUCAAUGUGAUAAUGAAAGACGAAAUAUUAUCAUACAUCAAAAUGAUGAAUUAAUCAAUUCAACAAUAUUAGCCUGUUUCCAUUCAUUGAAUCUAGUACAAAUUGAAAUACAACUAGAAGAAAAAGAACAAGACGAUAAUUCAUUGAAUGAAAAAAAGAUUGUCACAUUAUUCACUGAAAACUUAAUGAAUAAAUUUGUACAAGGUUUACGCAUAACACGUUUACUGAAUAGGAUCAAAUGUCGUCUUCUCAUGGGUCAUGGUCACUUAUUGCGUAAUAUAAUCCAAAUGAUAACAAAUUUGGCUACAAUAAAUGAAACAAUAAUGGAGAUACCAAUUGAACGCUUCAUCGUUGAACCACUUCUAAACGUUGAAGAAUUAUGCUGUAGACAUUUUCUCAGACUUUCUAUAGAAUCUUUCAUUUUACAUUAUUUUAAGCAUUUAGAAAGUAUUAGACCAUUCAAUGAUAACAGUGAUGAUGGUGAUGUUAUACACCUGAAUUAGUUUUAAUGAAGAGAAAACACGGCAUGAAUUCUUAAAAUUGUGUUUCUUUAUUCUUUAAAUUAUAUAAAGCGUUUUUACCAUGUGAAAACAUAAUUGAGUCACAACUGUCCAUGCUUGGUAUAUUAUCACUAUUAUUUCCUUGGGUUCCGGGUGGAAAACUGGGCUUCAGCAAUACAUCUACACUGCAGUCCUCUUCAGCUGACCAAAUCCACGAUUGCCCAUAAUCUCUCAUCUCCUCCUCCAUGUCAUCUUCGCACCAACGACCCACUCGUCGUUUGCCAUUGGGAUCCCACUUGAGCUCUAGCCUGCACUGUGCGCAGUGUCAUUCGACCGUCUCCUCAGUGUAUACUCGAUCCAUUGCCAUUUUCUUCUACAUAUUUGUUGAACGAUAG
Molecule: messenger RNA, 4162 nt
Organism: Trichobilharzia regenti
Lineage: Eukaryota; Metazoa; Platyhelminthes; Trematoda; Strigeidida; Schistosomatidae
Source: the annotation of a GenBank genome assembly